Cydia amplana is the source of this 4253-nucleotide messenger RNA. Its product is annotated as spidroin-1-like. The coding region runs from base 90 to 4253 and encodes 1387 amino acids. NCBI's taxonomy places the organism in Eukaryota, Metazoa, Arthropoda, Insecta, Lepidoptera, Tortricidae. The record is from RefSeq and is a predicted model, not a curated record. The transcript has 17 exons.
UCAACCCGUGACCAAGGAUCGGUUUAAAAGGUGUGGUUGUCGGCUAAUGGGCAUCUUCAGUGAGCAACCAGCCCACUGAGAGGUCCAAAAUGGCGUGGAAAUUUGGACUUCUUUGUUUAUUUGUGACCGUCGUCUUCGCUCAGGAUGACUACGGACGCAGUGGCCUAGCCAAUGCCCUUGCGAACGCCGAAGCACUCGCCAACGGCUACGGAGGCGGCAGUGCCAGCGCUGACGCAGAAGCAAACGCAUUAGCCAACGGAUUCGGAGGAGGCAGUGCGAGUGCCAACGCUCUUGCCAACGCCCUAGCUAACGGAGGACUCGGAGGAGCUAACGCCAAUGCUAAUGCUCUAGCAAACGCGUUAGCCAAUGGAGGAGCUGGAGGAGCUAGUGCGGACGCCAUCGCCAACGCAUUAGCCAAUGGAGGCGCCGGAGGCGCUAGCGCGAACGCUCUUGCUAAUGCUUUAGCCAAUGGAGGUGCAGGCGGAGCGAGCGCAGAUGCCCUCGCCAAUGCCCUGGCUAACGGUGGUGCUGGCAGCGCUAAUGCUCAAGCUAUUGCCGAUGCUAUUGCUAACGGAGGUGGUGGCAGCGCCAGUGCCGACGCUUACGCCAACGCUUUAGCCAACGGAGGUGCUGGAGGAGCCAGCGCUGAUGCCAUCGCCCAAGCCCUUGCUAACGCCGGAGCUGGAGGCAGUGCUAGUGCCGAUGCUAUUGCUAAUGCACUCGCUAAUGGUGGUGCUGGUGGUGCAAGUGCGGACGCAGUUGCCCAAGCUCUUGCAAACGCCGCAGGUGGUGGUAGCAGCGCUAGCGCUGAUGCCAUCGCGAACGCUCUCUCUGGUGGUGCUGGCGGUAGCGCCCAGGCUCAAGCUCUUGCCCAAGCUCUUGCUAACGGAGGUGCUGGUAGCGCCAGUGCUGAUGCCAUUGCCAACGCUUUAGCCAACGGAGGAGCUGGUAGCGCUAACGCACAAGCCCUCGCCCAAGCUCUUGCCAACGGUGCAGGCGGUGGCGCCAGUGCUGAUGCCAUUGCCAACGCUUUAGCCAACGGAGGAGCUGGUAGCGCUAGCGCUCAAGCCCUCGCCCAAGCUCUUGCCAACGGUGCAGGCGGUAGCGCCAGUGCUGAUGCCAUUGCCAACGCUUUAGCCAACGGUGGAGUUGGUGGCGCUAAUGCCCAAGCCAUUGCUCAGGCCCUUGCUAACGCUGCAGGAGGCAGUGCUAACGCCGACGCUUUGGCCAACGCUCUUGCCAACGGAGGAGCCGGAGGAGCCAGCGCUGAUGCCAUCGCCCAAGCACUUGCUAACGCAGCUGGAGGCAGUGCCAGUGCCGAUGCUUAUGCUAAUGCCCUCGCUAAUGGAGGAGCCGGCGGCAGCGCCCAAGCCCAAGCCAUUGCCCAGGCUCUCGCCAACGCCGCCGGCGGCAGCGCUAGCGCUCAAGCCAUGGCCCAAGCUCUCGCGGACGCUGAACCUGGCAGUGCUAGUGCCUCAGCCCUAGCUCAAGCUCUCGCAAGCGCUGCAGGAGGCAGUGCCCAAGCUCAAGCUCUUGCUCAAGCUCUCGCUAACACUAGAGGCGGUGGCGCUAGCGCUAGCGCUCAAGCGCUUGCCCAAGCUCUCGUUAACGCCGCUGGAGGGACUUCAAGUGCCCAAGCCAUGGCACAAGCCCUCGCAAACGCUGAACCCGGUAGUGCUCAAGCUUCAGCUCUAGCUCAAGCUCUCGCUAAUGCUGCAGGUGGAACCGCUGAAGCUCAAGCUCUUGCGAACGCUCUUGCGAGCACUAGAUCAGGUGGUGGUGCUAGCGCUAGCGCUCAAGCUCUCGCCCAAGCCCUCGCUAACGCUGCAGGUGGCAGUGCUACCGCUCAAGCUUUGGCUCAAGCUUUAGCUGAUGCUGAUGCAGGUAGCGCAAGCGCUCAAACUCUGGCCCAAGCUCUCGUAAACGCUGCAGGUGGUAGUGCACAGGCACAAGCUAUUGCCCAAGCUCUUGCAAACUCACGAAGUGGUGGCGGUAGCGCUUCAGCUCUGGCUGAAGCGUUAGCCAGCGCUGUUGGUGGCAGCGCAAGCGCCCAAGCGGUCGCACAGGCCCUCGCAAGUGCCGCAGGAGGCAGCGCGCAAGCGCAAGCUCUUGCUCAAGCAACUGCAAGUGCUGCCCCUGGCAGUGCAAGCGCCCAAGCUCUCGCCCAAGCCCUAGCUAGCGCUGCAGGCGGCAGUGCCACGGCUCAAGCUCUCGCCUCAGCCCUCGCAAACGCCGGCGGCGCCAAUGCCAGCGCCCAAGCUAUCGCUAAUGCCCUCGCUAUUGGAGGCAGCGCCGAUGCCACCGCAAUUGCAAACGCAAACGCGCACUCAACCGGAUUCAUACCUCCUCCUCCACCCGCUCAAUGCUCGUACAAUGGCCAGAUGAUAGUAAGAGUAGUCCCUGGUACGGAAAAAUACAUUCCUUGUCCCGCUGUCGAGGUCUGUGGAUGCUUCCAGACGCCAAUAGGUAGUCUCUACCUCAGCUGCCGGCGAUGCCCCGCCUGUGUUCCUCGUGAUCCGAGACACGCUUCACUACCUACAAUUUUGCCCAUAAGUCCAUUUUUACCAGUACCACCUCGCCCAGCUCCCAUUCCGAUUCCGGAUGUAAUACCGUUUCCGAGACCGACUCCAGGACCCACGCCGAUUCCGGUGCCGAUACCAAGACCGAUCCCCAUACCGUGGUGCCCACCACCAACCAUAAUCCCUGGCCCACCCCGACCAUACCCAGUACCGGUUCCAGUCCCGAGCAAACCCGUCGUGAUCCCGGUACCAGUCCCGGUCCCAUCUCCGCCGAAGACGAUCUACGUCCCCGGCCCAGUAGUGAGGGUCCCAGUACAAGUGAGAGUACCCGUGCCAGUACCGCAGCCCUACCCAGUACCAUCCCCGCCUAAGAUCAUCAGAGUCCCGUACCCGGUCCCAGGCCCAGUUGAAAAGAUAUACGUGAAAGUACCGGUACCAUCCCCGCCCAUCAGAAUACCUGUCUUCGUUCCUGGUCCGCAGAGAGAUGUUCCGGUACCUGUACCGGUACCGUCACCCCCCGUCCGCGUUCCGUAUCCGGUUAACAGAUAUAUCACUGUUCCUGGCCCGAAAGUACUUGUUCCUGUACCCGUUCCCGUGAUCAGAAACAAAGUCUUCCCGGUACCCGUCGUCAUAUACGUAGCCCCCGAAUGCAGGUCCCACGAACCGAACGUACCGUUCCCGAAACCUGGCGACUCUUGCGUCAUCCUUACUUGCCGCGUCAAAUACAACUACAUCUACAUCGAGAGCUACAGAAUCCCUGGCUGUGGAAUUCCAGUCCCAGCCCCACUGCCGCAACCCACUCCUAUAUGGAUCCCCUCUGAGGCUCAAGCUCAAGCUCAAGCCCAAGCCCAAGCUCAGACUCAAGGUGGCGGAUGGGGAGGCAGCUCAGCUGAAGCUCAGGCUCAGGCCCAAGCUCUAGCCAACGGCUACGGAGGUUCAGCUGACGCUCAAGCCCAAGCUCAAGCUCUAGCUGCUGGUCUCGGAGGCGGUUCCGCUGAAUCUCAGGCACAGGCUCAGGCUCUCGCUCAAGGUCUCGGAGGUGCCGGAGGUUCAGCUCAAGCUCAAGCUCAAGCACUCGCUCAAGCCCUAGGCUUAGGUGGUGCUGGUGGUGCAGCUGACGCUCAAGCUCAGGCACAAGCACAAGCCCUUGCUCAUGGUCUCGGAGGUGCCGGAGGUUCAGCUCAAGCUCAAGCUCAAGCACUCGCUCAAGCUCUAGGCUUAGGUGGUGCUGGUGGUUCAGCUGACGCUCAAGCUCAGGCACAAGCUCUUGCUCAAGGUCUCGGAGGUGCUGGAGGUUCAGCUCAAGCCCAAGCUCAAGCGCUAGCUCAAGCCCUAGGUUUAGGUGGUGCUGGUGGUGCGGCUGACGCUCAAGCUCAGGCUCAGGCUCUAGCUAACGGACUUGGAGGCGGUAACGCUCAAUCUCAGGCUCAGGCUCAAGCUCAAGCAGCUGGACUAGGCGGAUGGGGUGGAGCUGAUGCUCAAGCUCAGGCUCAGGCUCAAACUCAGGCUCAAGGCUUAUUAGGAGGUUGGGGAGGUGGCGCGUCGCAAGCUCAGAGCCAAGCUCAGGCCCAGGCUCAAGCGGCAGCGCUCGCGCAAGCUUUAGCUCAAGCCCAAGGUAAAAAAAAAUCUUCUAUAGAAUUCCGCCGCCUAAUUUGGAUUGAUAAGAAUCGGGGUUUCUCCGUUCUGGCAGUGACAGAGACGGAAACUGAGAGGAAACUCAAUAAUAACAACUAA